Molecule: messenger RNA, 1191 nt
Organism: Fusarium sp. VM40
Lineage: Eukaryota; Fungi; Ascomycota; Sordariomycetes; Hypocreales; Nectriaceae
Source: the annotation of a GenBank genome assembly
AUGUCGGAAGAAAACGGCAAGCGCAAAGCUGAGGAGGAGCCAUCAUCUCCUACCCCAUCCAAGCGCAUCAAGCAAGAUGAUUCCGCCGAGCCCCCGGAGAAGAAACCUGAAAUCAAACGAAUUCCAUUUCCCGAAAAGCCUGCUGUUAUUGAGGAGCGCAAUGGCGAGAUCGAAUUCCGAGUAGUCAACAACGACAACGAGCGCGAGUCGCUCAUCAUUUUGACCGGCCUCAAAUGCAUCUUUCAGAAACAACUCCCCAAGAUGCCUAAGGAUUAUAUUGCGCGACUUGUUUACGAUCGAACUCACUUGUCGAUCGCCAUCGUCAAGAAGCCCCUCGAGGUUGUAGGGGGAAUUACCUAUCGACCCUUCAAAGGGCGCCGUUUCGCCGAGAUUGUCUUCUGCGCCAUUAGUUCUGACCAGCAAGUCAAAGGAUACGGUGCCCAUCUUAUGUCACAUCUGAAGGAUUAUGUGAAAGCCACGAGCGAUGUGAUGCAUUUCUUGACUUACGCCGACAACUACGCCAUCGGUUACUUCAAGAAGCAAGGCUUCACCAAGGAGAUUACUCUCGACAAAAAAGUGUGGAUGGGUUACAUCAAAGAUUACGAGGGAGGAACUAUCAUGCAGUGUUCUAUGCUGCCACGGAUUCGCUAUCUCGAGAUGGGUCGCAUGCUCCUUAAGCAGAAAGAAUGCGUUCAGUCUAAGAUCCGUGCUUAUUCCAAAUCACACAACAUUCAUGCUCCACCGAAGGAUUGGAAGAACGGCAUCAAAGAAAUUAAUCCUCUCGAUAUUCCAGCUAUUCGAGCUUCUGGAUGGUCACCCGAUAUGGACGAGCUGGCCCGGCAACCUCGUCACGGACCCAACUACAACCAGCUUCUCCAUCUACUCAACGAUCUUCAGAACCACAAUUCUGCCUGGCCUUUCCUUGUGCCGGUCAAUCGAGAUGAUGUUGCCGACUAUUACGAAGUGAUCAAGGAGCCCAUGGAUCUCAGCACCAUGGAGAGCAAGCUUGAGGCCGACCAAUACCUCACCCCUGAGGAUUUUACGAGGGACGCCAAGCUGGUUUUUGACAAUUGCCGGAAGUACAACAACGAAAGCACUCCCUACGCAAAGUCGGCCAACAAGCUGGAAAAGUUUAUGUGGCAGCAGAUCAAAGCCAUUCCCGAAUGGUCCCAUCUGGAGCCCGAGAGGUAG